Molecule: messenger RNA, 1569 nt
Organism: Nomia melanderi (Alkali bee)
Lineage: Eukaryota; Metazoa; Arthropoda; Insecta; Hymenoptera; Halictidae
Source: RefSeq, a predicted model, not a curated record
UUGUAAUAUUAUACAGCUGUGUAUCGCUACUUGCAUAGUAGUGUUAAGGGUGUUAAAUUGGCGCCCGCGGGCACUCUAGUGACACUCCCCUCACGAAAAGUUACCCUCUCCAUAUUAACUUUUACCUGUGUGUUUUGGGCACUAUAUAUAACUGCUCACAUACACAGCUCAGAUAGCUCCUUGGAAAAUGUAGUGGAACGUUGUUUUUCGAGUUACUAGCCUGAGGGGAGUAAGUUAUACAUCUCUGAUGUAUUUAAGUAAUAAGUACUGUGUGCUUAACAAUAAUAUAAAAAAGUAUAAUUAAUUUAUGUAAUUACACGAUGUGUGUCGUAAGUAACAGUUUAUAGGUUAUACGUAUUUUGUAAAUACCGCGCGAAGAAACAUAAUAUAAGAAGUACGAUUCAGACAGUUAGAAAAUAAAAUGAAUGAUAAUAAAGAAAAUUCACAAGACACUGUUCCAGAACUUGUAAAAAAUGCCGUAUUAGUACAUAGUUCUGAUCUUCUUCUAGGAACACCUGUAGUGAGAGGAUAUGACUGGAAUAAAGGAAUCGAUUAUAAUGCUUUACUUCAAACAUAUAAAAAUUCUGGAUUUCAAGCAACAAAUUUUGCAUUAGCAGUAGAUGAAAUUCAACGAAUGUUAAAUGCCAGAAAUAUCCCUCUUAAACAUGAACAGAUUGAUAAUUUAGAGGAUGAUGAUUUUAUACGGAGGAAAUCUUCAUGUACCAUAUUUUUAGGGUAUACAUCUAAUAUGGCUUCUUGCGGAGUUCGAGACACUAUAAGGUUUCUUGUACAGCAUAAAAUGGUUGACUGUAUUGUUACUACAGCAGGUGGCGUUGAGGAAGAUUUGAUAAAAUGUUUGGCACCUACAUAUAUAGGGGAUUUUAAUUUAGAAGGAAAACGCCUUAGAGAACGUGGCAUUAAUAGAAUAGGGAACUUGUUAGUACCUAAUGACAAUUAUUGCAUGUUCGAGGAUUGGGUUAUGCCUAAAUUAGAUGCAAUGUUGGCUGAACAAAAAGAAAAAGGAACUCUGUGGACACCAUCCAAAGUAAUAGCUAAAUUGGGUGAAGAAAUUAAUGAUGAAUAUUCAAUUUAUUAUUGGGCUGCAAAAAAUAAAAUUCCAGUUUUUAGUCCAGCUCUAACAGAUGGAAGUCUUGGUGAUAUGAUGUAUUUUCAUUCCUUCAGAAAUCCAGGUUUAGUCAUAGACAUAGUAUCAGAUUUAAAACGUCUAAACACAAUGGCUGUGAAAGCAGUCAACAGUGGAAUGAUUAUUAUAGGUGGUGGUGUUAUAAAACACCAUAUUUGUAAUGCAAAUUUAAUGAGAAAUGGCGCUGACUACGCUGUUUUUAUAAAUACAUCAUCGGAAUUUGAUGGAAGCGACAGUGGUGCUCGCCCGGAUGAAGCUGUUUCAUGGGGAAAAAUUCGAAUGGACGCGAAACCAGUAAAAAUUUAUGGAGAAGCAACAUUAAUCUUUCCAUUACUUGUAGGAGAAACAUUCGCUCGACGAUAUCAUUCCACAAAACAGAAAACUGUGUCAGAUGUUUAACAAAAGAAUAAAUAAAUAUAUGUCAU